AUGACAUUAAUUUCACCGUCGCCUGUUGUAGUAUGGUGUAAGGCCUAUCGAUAUCAAAUUGGUAGACAACAUGACAUUGGAAUGAUCGGAAAUGGAGAAACAGUUGGAGAUGGAGGUCGAUUAGUUGAAAUUAGGAAUUUUGAAAAUGCUAGAGUUGGAGGCAUGGGGAAUCGAACCCCAGACCUCUCCGAUGCGAACGGAGCGCUCUACCCCUGA
Molecule: messenger RNA, 216 nt
Organism: Acanthocheilonema viteae
Lineage: Eukaryota; Metazoa; Nematoda; Chromadorea; Rhabditida; Onchocercidae
Source: the annotation of a GenBank genome assembly